UUCAUUUCUGUAGGGGCUGUUAUUAAGAAGUACCCUGUGCAGUCUGCACAAACAAUUCCAUCGUUCUUGUGCAGGGGAUUGAGACUGGUCUUUUAACACCGUUUUCACGUCAUGACUCUUUGAUCACAAUAAUUCACAGCACAUUUUAAGUAAAACACGCGGACAUGGAAUACAGUCAGGCUUUUACUUAUUCCAAGGGCUUAAAUGGUGAACAUAGAGGUUCUCACAACAGUGCCUACAUGAACACAUUGCAUACGCCGGUGCGGAAGAUGACUGGAGCCAAAUAUAACGUUUUGGGACAUUAUGCAGUGGAAUGCGAAUUAGAGACACCAAAGGAAAAUCUCGACCUCAGUUGCUUGUCUGCUCUCUCUUUCAACACGCCAAAUAUCAGGUCAAGGGAUCUCUCCAGAUGUCCAGAGAGAGAUGCUUCCAAGGAGCAUGCACUUAAAACCAGCUGGUGUGAGACUCCCAAGGUCUCCAAGAAAGAUGCAUCACUACGAAGGCGCUUGCUUGAGUUCAAAUCGGCAACAGAUUGUAAAAUGGUCAGCUCAAAGGCCUCAGGAAGCCAUUGCCUUGGUUUGUCAGUCCGGUCCAGAAAGGAAGGGCCGCUUAAAGGCUGUUUGGAAUUUGACUCUCCUGAAACAGGCAUGGUAGAGCCUUUUGCAACAAGCACUUUGAAAGUUGAGACUGUUACUUUGUGUGGUAGAAGCUGGCGUUCCAUGUUCUCUCAUGUGAGAACCUCCACUCUAGAAGAUAGAGAGUUCAUCAUCCCCAACUCUCCUUUUCAGAGAAAGCCCUCCAACAUCGUCCCCGAUGCUGAUCUUGACGAAAGUAUCAUUUCUGGUCUACUCGAGACUGAUGACCCCCAGACACCUCAGUUUGGCAAAUUGAUGCCAGCAGCCAAAGACAAUUUCAAAACUCCCAUCAACAAAUUGGCAACAAAUUUCUCUGAAAAUCUGAGCAUCUUGGGCACCCCAUCACUCUCCCCCUUCUCCCAGCUUGAAAGCUCUGCUUGUGCUGAUAGCGGUUUCAGCUCCCUGGGCCUGGACAAGUCCCAGAACUCUUCUCUGGACUAUGAUUCUUUCCAGGAGCUGGUUCCAUCAGUCACCCCCAAGGACAAGGAGGCCCUGCGGCUGGCUGAGGUGAAACGGUGCUCCCGGCUCGAGCGCCAACGUCGGCUGUCCACGCUCAAAGAAGGGGGCUCUCAGUCCGAGGAUGACGUUUACGCGACCAGCUGCACAGAACUACCCCCGCCGAAUGGACCUCAACCCCAAUUCCUGUCCAGUGAAGAAGGCGUCUUCCUGGACAGGACGCCACUUAGCACCAGGUCGAGGCUGGAGGACCUGUCCCUGACGCCCGCACUGCAGGUGGUGCACGCAAUGAGCCAGCGCAGCGCCAGGAUGUUGCCUGAGCAGACCAGCCUUGACGAACUUCUGCGUUCUGCAGAGAAGGAUGCCCAAGUGGUGCCCAAAAUGCCACUGGCAGGGCUCAUUGGCAGGAAGAUGGGCCUGGGCAAGAUGGAUGUCAUGGCUGAACUCAAGCACAGAAACCUCAGGCACAUCCUGGCAGUGAUACUGAACCAGCUGUCAGCUGAGGAUAUUCACAAUUUUGGCCAGGUGUCUGAUGACUGGGAUGAGAUCAUUACACAAGAUAAGAAGGCCCGUCACAGGAGAAAAUCUCAUGUGAAAGAAUUGAAGAAGAACCAUGAGAUGGGCGGUGCUGUUCAUGUCCCAGAUGCAGAGACGCGGUUGAACCUGGGGUGUAGGUCAGCGCUAAGGUCGGUCCAGGCCCAGUCCAAGACUCCAUGCACCACUCCAUCGGGGAGGACAUCUGUGACUCCGGUCCAGCAGAACCCAAAGUUUUCAAGUAAACGGGAGGAGUUUCUUCAGGUGGCGAAGACACUCUUCCGCGACGAGUGGCUGAAGCCCUGUCCGCACUGCCAGCACCCUGCGAAGUGCCACUCAGUAAAGAGGGAGGGCGUGUGCUGCAGGGCAGACUGCGGCUUCACCUUUUGCACAGCGUGCCUCUGCGCCUACCACGGCUCCAGAGAAUGCGCCCACCUCUCUGCCAAACGCCGCAGCAAAAGAGACAUGCUUCCUGGUAGCGCUCAGAGCAAACGCAACAUCAAGCGACUGUGACGGGUGUCAAAUUGAUGAAGAUUUAUUUUCCUAUUGUUUUACGUGUUUUUACAUUAUGGACUUUAUGGACAUUAAGAAUAUUUUGCCACUAUUUUUUCUGAUGACGCUAAUGAACUUGGCAGCUAUUUUGCACAAUUGAAUGUUGGUGGUACCGUGGAGAGUUUUUAUAUGUGUAUUUGUGUAUGUAUAUAUUGACUUCAUGCCUAAAC
Messenger RNA from Clupea harengus (Atlantic herring), 2347 nucleotides. RefSeq names its product F-box protein 43 (gene fbxo43). NCBI's taxonomy places the organism in Eukaryota, Metazoa, Chordata, Actinopteri, Clupeiformes, Clupeidae. Gene Ontology annotation, cellular component: nucleus. The record is from RefSeq and is a predicted model, not a curated record. Gene Ontology annotation, biological process: negative regulation of meiotic nuclear division; regulation of mitotic nuclear division.